AUGGAAAUCUCAGGACGGCGAGUGAGAAGAUUCAGAAUGAGAUUCCGGCGAGACCGAUUCUCCGGCGACGAGAACGACGAUAGUUCCAUCCUCCCUCACGACGGUGGGAAUACAGAUACCGAUUCCUCCUGUUGUUACUGCGACCUCAAGAUCUCGAUGUUCAACGAACCCAUCUUCCGUUUCGGACGACGAUUCUCCGGCGUUAUGAAAAUCUGGUUCUCAAUCGGACUCGGAUUCGGCGUCGCUUCUCUUAUACUCGUCACCGUCUUCCUUCUCCUUCAAUUUCACCAUAACCCUCUCUCCAAUCGCCUCGCUUCCUCCAUAUUCGGAUUCCGGCGUUUAUCACUUUCAGGAAUCGUUUAUGUAUUCGUUUCCACUGUUAUUACUGUUUCAGUUCAUGAACUUGGUCACGCUCUUGCUGCUGCUAGUGAAGGAAUACAGAUGGAAUACAUUGCGGUUUUCGUUGCAGCUAUAUUCCCCGGCGGUCUUGUUGCUUUCGAUAACGAUGUUUUACAGUCACUUCCAAGCUUUAAUGCGCUUCGUAUCUACUGUGCUGGUAUUUGGCAUAAUGCAGUGUUCUGUGCACUCUGCGCGUUCGCUUUGUUUCUGUUGCCUGUGAUGUUGUCCCCAUUCUACAAACACGGCGAAAGCCUCACGGUUGUGGAUGUGCCUUCUAUGUCGCCGUUGUUUGGUUAUUUAUCUCCUGGAGAUGUUAUCGUGUCCUUAGAUGGCAUACGGGUUCAUAAACCUAGCGAAUGGCUUGAACUGGCAGCGAUUUUGGAAAAGCAGAACAGUGAAACAUCGAAUGCUUCCUUGUAUCUUGGAGGUUCGAGGAGGUUUCAUCAUGGGAAGGGUUACUGUGUCCCUGUGUCUGUGAUUGAAGAAGGGUUCAAGGCUAAAAUGGUUGAGAACCGAUUUGUUUGUCCCGGUGAUCUCACUGCGUUUAUACCUAUGCCAUGCUCAAAUGCAGUCCUAAGAGAGGAUUCCAUUUGUUUGGAUGCAAAGGAUAUUGUGAAGCUUAACAAAUGCGGCGAUGGAUGGGUUACAACAUCAGACACAGAUAAUAAAAGCGACUGCGUUUGUUCACAGGGCGAGUUGUGUUUACACGCGGUGCAAUCUCCAGGCGUAUCAUGGACAGAAAUCACAUAUAGGAAAACCUCUUCACAGGAUUGCUCAAGACUUGGUGCGGAUUUCAAUACAUCGAAUUGUCUUGGGACGUUUGUUUUUGUCGGUGAUCUGAUCGCCAUGUCAGAUUCAGUUUAUUUAACCGCAUACCAACCACGUUGGCUAUUUAACUCCUUCGGAAAAUCCAUCCCGGAUAUUCUGGAAAAGAGUUUGACCUGCACAUUCCAUGUCUCUCUUGCACUAGUUCUUCUGAACAGCUUACCGGUGUAUUAUCUUGAUGGAGAAUCAAUUUUAGAGUCUAGUCUCCAGUAUUUCACUUGGUUAAGCCCAAGAAAGAAGAAGAAAGCUCUUCAAGUAUGUCUUAUUGGAGGAAGUCUCCUCUCUCUCCUCGCCUUGUUCAGAAUCUUCCUCAUCGGUUUACCUCUAAGCCGAUGGUAA
Molecule: messenger RNA, 1563 nt
Organism: Arabis nemorensis
Lineage: Eukaryota; Viridiplantae; Streptophyta; Magnoliopsida; Brassicales; Brassicaceae
Source: the annotation of a GenBank genome assembly